ACCCCCCCUUUGCCUUCCCCUGCAAAAACUCGCCAUGGCAUCCAAACUCAACCCCAACGUCCUGUACGUGGCUGGGCCUGGGGAGUCGCUGGGGUCGCCCCAAGACUCCGAUAGGACUCAUAUUCCCGGCGAAGCAGGUGAAGAGUCCUCAGACAGCGACGGAGAACAAGAAGAGACGUCACACAAGCUGAUCCGCAAAGUGUCGACCUCGGGACAGAUAAGGGCCAAGAAAAGUGUGAAGGAGGGAAUCCUGUUAAAGCAAACAAGCUCCUUCCAGAGGUGGAAGAGGAGGUACUUUAAACUCAGAGGAAGGACCCUCUACUAUGCCAAAGACUGCAAGUCUCUAAUAUUUGAUGAAGUGGACCUAUCAGAUGCCAGUGUGGCUGAGACCAGCACCAAGAACAUCAACAACAGCUUCACAGUCAUCACUCCUUUUCGCAAACUAAUGUUGUGUGCUGAGAGCAGGAAGGAAAUGGAGGACUGGAUCACGUCGCUCAAAUCCGUCCAAAAGUGGGAAACCUACGAGGCCAGUCAGUUCAACAUGGAGCAUUUCUCUGGGAUGCAUAACUGGUACGCCUGCUCACACGCCAGACCAACUUUCUGCAACGUCUGCAGAGAGGCGCUGCCAGGUGUCACCUCCCAUGGCCUGUCCUGUGAAGUCUGUAAGUUCAAGGCUCACAAGCGAUGUGCUGUUCGCUCCACUAACAACUGCAAGUGGACCACGCUGGCCUCCAUAGGAAAUGACAUCAUUGAGGAUGAGGAUGGGGUGUCCAUGCCCCACCAGUGGCUGGAAGGCAACCUGCCUGUCAGCGCCAAAUGUGUGGUGUGUGAUAAGAACUGUGGCAGCGUGAGGCGACUGCAGGACUGGCGCUGCCUCUGGUGCAAGGCCAUCGUCCAUAACAGCUGUAAGGAACAAAUGGGGAAGGUGUGUCCCUUGGGCCAGUGUCGAGUGUCAAUCAUCCCUCCAACUGCACUUAACAGCAUCGACUCAGACGGCUUCUGGAAGGCCACCUCAGCAUCGUGCUCCAGCCCUCUUCUGGUCCUAGUCAACUCAAAAAGUGGCGACAACCAGGGGGUGAAGUUCCUCCGCAAGUUCAAGCAGCUUCUCAACCCAGCACAGGUCUUCGACCUGAUGAACGGAGGACCAGAGCUCGGCCUGCGCCUCUUCCAGAAGUUUGUGACAUUUCGUAUUCUGGUGUGCGGAGGAGAUGGCAGCGUGGGCUGGGUGCUCUCAGAGCUGGAUAAACUCAACCUCCAUAAACAGUGCCAGCUGGGCGUGCUGCCUCUGGGCACAGGUAACGACCUGGCUCGUGUUCUGGGCUGGGGUGGCCUCUGUGAUGAUGAUGCUCAGCUCCUACAGAUCCUGGAGAAGCUGGAGAGAGCCACCACCAAAAUGCUGGACCGAUGGAGCGUGAUGACAUACGAGGUGCCCACCACAAAUAAACAGACACCGAUAGUGAAGGAAGAGGACUGCCUUGAUUCUCCUCUACAGGUCCACAUCACUCAGUAUGCAGACUCUGUGGCCUCCCACCUCGCCAAGAUCCUGGACUCGGACAAACACAGUGAUGUCAUUUCCUCUGCCAAGUUUCUGUGUGGGACGGUGAAUGAUUUUGUGGCGGAGGUGGGGAAGGCGUAUGAGAGAGCCACGGAGAACAAGGAGGAGGCAGAUGCCAUGGCAAAGAAGUGUGCACUGCUGAAUGAGAAGCUCGAUUCCCUCGUCAAGGCCUUAAGUGAAGAAGCCGAAGCCCAGAUGGUUCCGGCAGGUACAGUGCCCACUCAGGAGAGCGGCGGCUCGAGCCCUAGUGAAAGUGGCAGUGAGUUGGGAUCUGUGGGCAAAACGUACCGGUCCAAAGAGCAGCUGAUGCUCAGGGCGAACAGUCUGAAGAAAGCGCUCAGGCAGAUCAUCGAGCAGGCCGAGAAAGUGGUCGACGAGCAGAACCGGCACACGCAGGUCCAGAGGAUGUCGUCUUCAACCUCCAUCAAAAGAGAAAACAGCGAGGAGCUGAAGGAUGCCGAGCCACGUCAAGGAAGUUUGAGUCCAACCUCUCCCAUCGUCCUGGAGAAGGCAGAGAGCCUGAACACAGUCACCUUCAGCGAGGACUCUGUGCAGUGCUCAGAGAAGUGCGUGAUGAACAACUACUUCGGCAUCGGCCUAGACGCCAAAAUCUCCCUUGAGUUCAACAACAAGAGAGACGAGCACCCGAAGAAAUGCAGUAGUCGCACCAAGAACAUGAUGUGGUACGGAGUCCUGGGAACCAAAGAGCUGGUCCAGAAGACGUACAAGAACCUGGAGCAGAGAGUUCAGCUGGAGUGUGACGGGGUUCCCAUGUCUCUGCCGAGUCUGCAGGGCUUGGCCGUCCUCAACAUCCCCAGCUAUGCAGGCGGUAUCAACUUCUGGGGAGGCACCAAGGAGGACAAUAACUUUGGCGCGCCGUCUUUUGACGAUAAGAAGCUGGAGGUGGUGGCGGUGUUCGGCAGCAUGCAGAUGGCUGUUUCCAGAGUCAUCAACCUGCAGCACCAUCGCAUUGCACAGUGCCGCCAGGUGAAGAUCACCAUCCUGGGGGAGGAGGGGGUUCCCGUGCAGGUGGACGGGGAAGCGUGGAUCCAACCGCCCGGCAUCGUCAAGAUCGUCCACAAGAACCGUGCGCAGAUGCUCACGAGAGACAGAGCGUUUGAGAGCACGCUAAAGUCGUGGGAGGACAAGAGGAAGAUUGACAGCUACCGUGCCACGAGGCCCCGCCUUAACUCCCAGCAGUCAAUGGAGUACCUGACCGAGGAAGAGUGCGCUCAGGUUCAGCAGCUGGGCAUCGUGGCUGACACGCUCAUCAACAAAAUCCGCGAGGCAGCCAAAACCCACAAGCUGGUAGAGCAGGAGUUGGCUCACGCCGUCAACGCCACCGCCCUGGUGCUCACGGAGGCCAAACUGUCCAGCCCCGAGUGUCUGAGUCGCAGCACGGCGGUGGAAAUUGUCAACAGCAGUAAAGUCCUCCAGGCUGAGACCAGGAUGCUGCUCGAUGGAAAACUGCUGUCGGAGUCUCCGGAGCGAGAGGAGCUUCGCUCGACUUUGAACAGCCUCAGCGCUGAGCUCCACAAGCUGGAUGACAUCCACUGGAUCUGCCCGCUCAUGCAGUGCACUGAGGAGGACUCUGUGAGGAGCAGCAGUAAGAGCAGCAGCAGCAUGAAGCUAAAGAUCAUACCUAAGGGGAAGAAGGAGAGAGAGAAGCUUCACAAGCAGAAGUCCAACAGUUCCCUCUCAGGAGCCUGGGAUAUCAAAGGUGCGGCCGCUGAGGCAGAUUCUUCCGGCAACUGAAGAUCUGCAUGAGGUGCUUUAUCACUGAUGCCGAUACCCUGAAAACCAGGUGUGAGGAGCACCCCUCCUGUCCUUCUCUCUAACCGCAAGGCCCAGUGGCUUGACAGAGGUGUCCUCGCUGUUUUACA
Messenger RNA from Archocentrus centrarchus (flier cichlid), 3438 nucleotides. RefSeq names its product diacylglycerol kinase eta. Gene Ontology annotation, biological process: phospholipase C-activating G protein-coupled receptor signaling pathway. The transcript has 30 exons. The record is from RefSeq and is a predicted model, not a curated record. Gene Ontology annotation, cellular component: plasma membrane. NCBI's taxonomy places the organism in Eukaryota, Metazoa, Chordata, Actinopteri, Cichliformes, Cichlidae. Bases 35 to 3310 code for a protein of 1091 amino acids. Gene Ontology annotation, molecular function: ATP-dependent diacylglycerol kinase activity.